This is a messenger RNA of Acaulospora colombiana, 711 nucleotides long. The record is from the annotation of a GenBank genome assembly. NCBI's taxonomy places the organism in Eukaryota, Fungi, Glomeromycota, Glomeromycetes, Diversisporales, Acaulosporaceae.
AUGGACGAUCCAAAUGCGGACACUGAGUGGAAUGACAUUUUACGUGCAAAAGGAAUUCUACCCCCAAAGGAGGGACCAACUGAGGAAGAAAUUUUUGAAGAAUUAGAUCAAAUGAUUAGAGAAAAGCAAGACAAACACCUCGAAGAUAAAACAUUAGAUGAAUUAGACGAGUUAGAGGACGAGGAGGACGAAAGGAUUUUAUUGGAAUACAGUUUGGCUAGGCAGAAAAGAAUUGCUGAAAUGAAAGCUGAAGCAUCGCUCGAGAAGUUUGGUCAUGUUACGCAAAUAAUGAAGCCCGAUUUUAUAAGAGAAGUCACCGAAGCGAGCAAAGAAGUUUGGGUAGUGGUACAUUUGUUUAAAGAUUAUAUUCCGGAAUGUAAACUCGUGAAUAUGCACCUAGCAACCCUUGCUGAAAAACACAAAGUAACCAAAUUCUUAAAAAUUAUUGGCGAUCAAUGUAUACCAAACUAUCCUGAUAGAAACUUGCCAACCUUACUUAUUUACGGCGAAGGGGAUAUGAGGCAUCAAUUAACUGGAUUGUCUCAGUUGGGUGGAAUGAAUAUGACACUUGAAAAUCUCGAAAACUAUCUAAUAUCUACUGGAGCUAUUGGGGAGAAUAGAAAAGUUGUUGAAAAGUCAACAGCAAGAAAAAUCAUACAAAAUCCUGCAACUGCUGCACUAAGUGACGAUGAAUAUUCAGAUGAAGAAUGA